ACCCACACCCAAACCAUCUCUCUCUCUCUCUCUCUAACAGACAGCUUUCAUCAUCAUCUCACUCACUCUCUCUCUCGAAAUAUAUAUAUAUAUAUCUCUUGGUUAGUGCAACUAGAAGUUAACCAUGCCUGAAGCUCCAAAGGCCAAUAGCAACGGCGGAGACUAUAGCCUAUCCGAGAAAAACAAGACGACACUUCAAUUCAUCGAAGAUGUGACUGAAAACGCAGACCAAGUCCAGAAGCGGGUUCUUUCGGAAAUCCUCUCUCGCAGCGCCGGCGUGGAGUACUUGAACCGGCACGGCCUCUCCGGUCAAACCGACCGAGACUCAUUCAAGAAACUCGUGCCGGUCAUCAAGUACGAGGACAUACAGUCCGAUAUCAGCCGCAUCGCCAAUGGCGACAUGUCCCCCAUCCUCUGCUCCCAACCCAUUUCCGAGUUCCUCACAAGUUCUGGGACAUCUGGUGGAGAGAGGAAAUUGAUGCCAACAACAGAGGAAGAGCUAGGGAGGAGGUCACUGCUCUACAGCCUUUUAAUGCCUGUGAUGAACCAGUUUGUUCCUGGUCUAGACAAAGGCAAAGGAAUGUAUUUCCUGUUCAUAAAGUCAGAGGCCAAGACCCCAGGGGGUCUAGUGGCUCGUCCUGUUUUAACCAGUUACUACAAAAGUAAUCAUUUCAAGGAAAGACCGUAUGACCCUUACACAAACUACACCAGCCCAAACGAAACCAUUCUGUGCCAAGACUCUUACCAAAGCAUGUAUUCCCAAAUGCUCUGUGGCCUUUCCCAAAACAAGGAGGUCUUGCGGGUAGGGGCGGUUUUCGCUUCCGGGUUUAUCCGGGCAAUCCAGUUCCUCGAAAAGCACUGGCCCCUCUUGUGCAACGAUAUCCGAACCGGAACCGUGAACCAACAAAUCACGGACCCGUCGGUCAGGGAGGCGGUUACGAGGAUCCUGAAGCCCGACCCGAAGCUGGCGGAUUUCUUGGAGGGCGAAUGUGGGAGGGAGUCAUGGCAGGGGAUCAUAACUAGGUUGUGGCCGAACACCAAGUAUGUGGAUGUUAUUGUCACUGGGACCAUGUCACAGUAUAUCCCCACUUUAGACUACUACAGCAAUGGCCUUCCCCUUGUUUGUACCAUGUAUGCCUCUUCUGAGUGCUAUUUUGGUGUCAAUCUCAACCCUCUUUGUAAGCCUAGCGAGGUCUCUUAUACCCUUAUCCCAACCAUGGCCUAUUUCGAGUUCUUACCUGUUCACAGAAACAAUGGUGUCACCAAUUCUAUUUCCAUGCUCAAAUCCCUCAACGAGAAAGAACAGCAAGAAUUGGUCGAUUUGGUCGAUGUCAAACCAGGCCAAGAGUAUGAGCUUGUUGUCACCACUUAUGCAGGACUUUAUCGUUAUCGAGUCGGCGACGUGCUUAGAGUGGCCGGGUUCAAGAACAAGGCACCGCAAUUCAACUUCAUAUGCCGAAAAAACGUCGUCCUAAGCAUCGAUUCGGACAAGACCGACGAGGUUGAGCUCCAAAACGCGGUAAAAAACGCCGUGAACCACUUAAUGCCGUUUGACGCGAGGCUAACAGAUUACACAAGCUACGCCGAUACAACAUCGAUCCCCGGUCACUACGUGCUCUUUUGGGAAAUCACCGUCAACGGGUCGACCCCGGUUCCCCCAUCUGUUUUCGAGGAUUGCUGUUUGACUAUCGAGGAGUCGUUGAACAGCGUGUAUCGACAAGGCCGUGUUUCAGACAAGUCGAUCGGGCCGCUGGAGAUCAAGAUUGUGGAAAUGGGAACCUUUGACAAGCUUAUGGACUAUGCAAUCAGCUUGGGGGCUUCGAUCAACCAGUACAAGACGCCUCGGUGCGUGAAAUUUGCGCCCAUUGUCGAGCUUCUGAACUCGAGGGUCGUGUCCAGCUAUUUCAGUCCCAAGUGCCCCAAAUGGAUUCCUGGUCGUAAGGAAUGGAUCGAGCAGUGCACCAAUUGACAAACAGAAGGGAGUUUGAAUUGUUCUUGGUAGUUUCAUUAGGGAAACAAAAAAACAAGUGUGCGUGAUCGUCUUAGGAUAAAUUUUACCCAUUUUAGGUUGACCCAUCUGGCCUUUCUCAUUUUUCUUUCGUCGUUUUUGUAAGUUUUACCCCCUCAAUUUUUGUAAGUUUUUAGGGACUCCAAAUUAGCCAUGUACAAAAAUUUCGUGUGUCAAGGAAGACUCUCAUUCUCCGC
Rhododendron vialii is the source of this 2205-nucleotide messenger RNA. RefSeq names its product indole-3-acetic acid-amido synthetase GH3.6-like. Gene Ontology annotation, molecular function: indole-3-acetic acid amido synthetase activity. Gene Ontology annotation, cellular component: cytoplasm. The record is from RefSeq and is a predicted model, not a curated record. The transcript has 3 exons. Lineage: Eukaryota; Viridiplantae; Streptophyta; Magnoliopsida; Ericales; Ericaceae. The coding region runs from base 125 to 1969 and encodes 614 amino acids.